Messenger RNA from Ictalurus punctatus (channel catfish), 1125 nucleotides. RefSeq lists its product as uncharacterized. The record is from RefSeq and is a predicted model, not a curated record. Bases 39 to 869 code for a protein of 276 amino acids. The transcript is spliced from 2 exons. Lineage: Eukaryota; Metazoa; Chordata; Actinopteri; Siluriformes; Ictaluridae.
GGUACGUGCGUUGUUAUUCUUUAUAAGUGUUCAAUCCUAUGUAUGAUGUGUAUGUGUUUAAUGAUUUUACUUUAUUUUACACAAAGAGGCGAACACAGAAGUCCCGCGAGUCAGGUUGGAAAACCCCGUGUUGGGUAAGAUCUGUAAUAAUGAGAUAUUUAUCUGUUAUGUUUAAAAGCGGUUUAAAAUGUUUUCUUAUGUAUUGUGUUCGUUUGUUUACUGUUCAAGGCUUGUCAAAUCUUGUAAACAAGAUCGCUGCACCCGAGUUCAAAAAUAGUGCUGCGGUAUCCAAUGAACGCGGUAUACCAACGAGCUCUGGAAAGGCCAAGCGUAAAACAGUAGCUCAGGUCCACAGCGUGGGUGUCGCUACGUCUAAACGUAAACGAUCAAGAUCUCCCCCACGAUCGACAGACGCUGUGAAUGAACCGCGCGCUAUAGACUCUUGUUUGAACUGGAAUCAGGAGCUGUUUGAUUCGUGGGACGCCUGUGUAUUUACCCCGGUUCCUGGAGACGAUCUGCCUUCAAACCAAGAAGCAUUUGGUCGCGAGGCUACUGUUGUUAUAGACAAUAACAGAGACUUGGCGGAGGUGAUACGAACCGGGUUCAAGGUCAUCGAGGAUCGUAUUGCUGGAUUUGAAAAGACUUUUGCUAGCGUCACCGAGCGUCUGGACGUUAUAGAGGAGAAUCAGUGUCUUUAUAAUCAAAGUGUUGUGGAAACAUUACAAAACCAUACCAUCACACAUAAACAAAUCAUAGCAACCCAGAAGCUUCUUGCUGGGGAGAUUCAUCGCGUUGAUCACAAUCAACACCUGAUGACGGAAUUGUUAAAACAGUUUGUACAGUUGGUUAAAAACAAGAAACUCGGGUGAGUUGUACAAUAAGUAUUUUAUACCCCUGUGUGUGUGUGUGUGUGUGUGUGUGUGUGUGUUUAUUUGCUGGUUUGUAUCUGGUUUACUGUGUGUGAUAUUUUUUGCUAGUUUUUGUUUCAAUUAAAAAAAAAAAGUCUGUAAAAAUGUCAAAGCGGUGUGGUGAAAACUCGUGUAAUGUGGGAGCAGCAAUUAAAUUUAGAAGAUGCGACGACGAUGGUCUGUGUACUUUUGAACAGCGUGGCAAUACAGAGACGUU